Molecule: messenger RNA, 2952 nt
Organism: Xyrauchen texanus (razorback sucker)
Lineage: Eukaryota; Metazoa; Chordata; Actinopteri; Cypriniformes; Catostomidae
Gene: chgb
Product: chromogranin B
Cellular component (GO): secretory granule
Source: RefSeq, a predicted model, not a curated record
CAGCUCGCGCUACGAACUGCAGCACCGCCACCGAGAUUCCCUCUUUACAGAAGACACACGCCUCCUGGAUAAAGACAACACCAGAAAAACAUUUGCAUUCACCAUGAAGUUUGUGCUUUUGGUCUCUUUGAUUGUUUACCUCACUGCAGAUGGAGAGUCCAUACCAGUUGAGCAGGACACCAGGAGAGAAGAUCUGCUUACCCAGUGUUUAAUUCAGAUCCUUUCUAAGACACUGUAUAAAACAGAUGCUUCUCCACUGCAUCCAGAAUGCAAAAACAUCCUCAAAGCAGAAACAGCUCAAGAGGAGGUGAAAAAAUCAAGCAAAGAGUCUAAAGUCAAGGAGAAGGAAAUCAUUGAGGAUCUUCUCAAAGCUGACAAAGAAAAUCACGAGGAGUUGAAUGAUGAACGAAGUCAGGAAGAGUUUCCGAGUUUUGUAAAAAGGAGAAUCCAAGAAAAGCAUGAGGAAGUGGACGAUGAACGCAGCCAAGAGGAUUUCCCAAGUUUUGUCAAAAGAAGACUCAAGGACAAACGUGAGGACACGGAUGAUGAACGAAGCCAGGAAGACUUUCCAAGUUUUGUCAAAAGAAGACUCAAGGACAAACGUGAGGACACGGAUGAUGAACGAAGCCAGGAAGACUUUCCAAGUUUUGUCAAAAGAAGACUCAAGGACAAACGUGAGGACACGGAUGAUGAACGAAGCCAGGAAGAUUUCCCAAGUUUUGUCAACAGAAGACUCAAAGACAAACGUGAGGAACAGGACAAUGAACGAAGCCAAGAAGACUUUCCAAGUUUUGUCAAAAGAAGACUCAAAGACAAACAUGAGGAGCAGGACAAUGAACGCAGCCAGGAAGAUUUCCCAAGUUUUGUCAAAAGAAGACUCAAGGACAAACGUGAGGAACAGGAAAAUGAACGCAGCCAGGAAGACUUCCCGAGUUACUAUAAAAGAAGCAGCAAAGAUAAAAGAGAAGAUCCUGAAGACGAGAGAAGCCAAGAGGAAUUCCCUCAGAAACGUCAUUUCUCCAUCUUCCACAAGGAAAAGCGUGAUAAUCCUGAUGAAGAGCGCAGCCAAGAGGAAUUCCCUCCAUACCAGUACAAAAGGAGUCAUCUUUUGAGCAAUAAAGACAAGCGUGAAGAUCCAGACCAUGAUAGAAGCCAAGAGGACUUCCCAAACUACACCCACAAACGAAACCAUGGGUAUGAAGAGGAGAAAGAAGAGGAUGAGGAAGAGACAGAAAAGCGUAUCUGGAAACCCUCACACAGAUACCACCACAAGAAAAAGCUCCACAAACGAGAUGGAGAUUCAGCCGAGGACAUGAACUCUGAGGAAUCUAAAGAGGUGGACGAGGAUAUCGUAAAACGAUCUCGGAGACCCUCUAGCAGAAACCAUCAUAAGAAAUACCACAAACGCAGUGGGGACUCAUCUAAAGAGGAUUAUGAGGAACAGCCCCUGGAAAAGAUGUACAAGAAUGCGGAGGAGAGUGAGGAAAUAGAAAAAAGGAUCUGGAAGCCAACAUACAGAUAUCACCACAAGUUUAAUCACAAGCGUGGCGACUCCAUGGAAUUUGGGGAUGAAGAUGAACCAAAGACUGCCCAUGAGCUAAAUGAAAAGAACCAUCCCUCAAAGAGCCAGGGUGAAGAAGAUGAGCAAAAAAGACACCAGAGCCCUGCAGAACAAGAGCAGGACAGGGAGGCUGCACUGAGGUACCUCACUAAGAGAAAAGAAGAGUUAGAGGAACGCCUACUCAACAAGGGCGACUUGUAUGAGAAACGUUCUCCUUGGAUUUACCAAGGAUACUACCAUCCAGCAUGGUUCAAGAGAAGCCAAGAUGUGAGUCAAAGUACUAGCCCCCAUCCUAAUAGUAACCUAGCAGAGAUUGCUGAGACCCUACGGGACAAAAGAGGUCUGUUUUCUCAAGAGGAACCACUUGGAGAGGAAAAGGAUGUGCCACAUCAGAAGCUUCUCACACCUGAAGAGGUAAAAGAACUUGAGAAACUGGCCUCUGUGGAUCAACAGAUGAACAAAGCAGCUUAGUUGAAGAACCAGCCACAAACCAGCAGAGACAUCAUCUUCCUGUGCAGCCAGUUUAGACUUUCCAUUAGCUUUAUGUGUGCUGAUUUGGGCUGCUUUAGUUAAUGCAUUAUUAAGUCUUACUCUAUUACAAUUACAAUGCAAACAUUGGUGUGAUGUCAACGUAUGUUUAAUGAGAGCAUCUAAGAAACAAGAACACGUCUACAAAGAGACAAAACUCUGUAUUCUUUAUGCUUGACAACAGCGUUCAUGUUAUUUAUUUCUUUAUUAAAUAACCUACAAGAACUAGAAAAAGAAAAAUGGCUGUUUAAUAUAACCUGCAGAUUUGAAAUGACACAUUUAAGAGCAUGAUACUUCAUACCUGUGAAAGUUUAAGUAUGUUAAAAAUAGCUAUCGUUUAAUGUUGUUCAAUAGAAUCGUCGCAUUCUUGAUCGUUUGCAUUUAAUAAAACGUGCUAUUAUGAAACCAAAGCUGAUAAAUGCACUUGUGUUUUGAUGUUGAAAUCCUACAAAAACAUGAAAUAAAUAUAUUGUUUACUGGUGUAACGAUAUACUUUAUGGUAAAUGGACUGCACUUAUAUAGCGCCUUUUUAACCUUAGCGGUAUUCAAAGCGCUUUACACUGCAUCUCAUUUACCAAUUCACACACUCACACACACACAAUGACGACAGAGCUGCCACGCUAGGUGCUAGCCUGCCAUUAGGAGCAACUUGGGGUUCAGUGUCUUGCCCAAGGACACUUCAGCAUGUGGAGUCAUGUGGGCUGGGAAUUGAACCGCCAACCCUGCGAUUAGUGGCCAACCUGCUCUACCACCUGCCGCCCCAUUUAUGAGCAAAAUUUGACAAAAGUGAAAAGGAUGCUGAAAACUUAAAAGCAUACUUCCUUUUCCACAUACAAGAUGGGAACAAUUUAUAUACAAAUUUU